AUGUCAGAGAAGGAACACGAUGAAACGCCUGUCAUUGCCGAGGGGUCGGCUGCAGCGCACGAGGGCAGCAACACUGACCCCAAUGGGAAGGAGGGACGCACAAAUUACAUCAAGACGGACCUAGGCGAGUUGAACGUGAUUGAGUCCAUGUGCCCCAAGUGCCAGGAGAUGGGCACGACGCGCCUCAUGAUCACGAGUAUUCCUCACUUCAAGGAGAUCAUCGUCAGCAGCUUCGAGUGCCAGCACUGUGGUGAGGCCAAUAACGAGGUCGCGUUUGGAGGCACUUUUGGGCCCAAGAGGGUCCGCUACGAGUUGCAGGUGCAUAGUAAGAAGGACCUGGACCGGCAGGUGGUGAAGUCGGAGUUCGCCACCAUCACCAUCCCUGAGCUAGAGCUGGAGAUUCCGCCGGAGUCGCAGAAGGGCAACCUGAAUACCGUCGAGGGCAUCUUGGAGCAGACAUAUAACGGCCUUCAACUUCAGCAGCCGCUGCGCCGGAUUGAGCAUCCGGAUGUGUACGAGAAGAUCGAGGCCUUUUGUGCGAAGUUGGAGUCCUUCCGGAGCGGUGAUGUCCCCUUCACCCUCACUCUCGACGACCCAGCAGGUAAUAGCUACAUUGAACCCAUCCAUGACUACUACCACCCAACUCUCGACCCUCAGCUCACCAAGUACGAAAGGGAGCGCACCGAGAUUGACCGCCAGCUGCUCGGCAUCGCCAUCGACUACAAUACGGAGCGGACGCAGGAGGAGGAGAAGGACGUGGAGGAGGGCCAGUUCAGCGACGUGACGCAGAUCCUGUGUGACUGCCCUGCUUGCCGCAGGCCCGGGUAUCUCAUGAUGCAUGAGUGUGAUAUUCCGUACUUCAAGCAGACAAUUAUCAUGGCCUUCAAGUGCGAGUACUGCGGCUACAAGAGCAACGAGAUCAAGGCGGGCGGCGAAAUCAACGCGAAGGGGCUGCGGCUCACUCUGCACGUCAAGUCGGAGGCGGACCUCAAGCGUGACGUGCUCAAGUCCGAUACGGCCACGCUGAUCAUCCCGGAGGUGCGCCUUGAGCUGGCGCCUGGCACAUUGGGCGGCUUCUUUUCCACGGUCGAGGGCACCAUCACUCAGGUGCGCGACCAGCUCAUCAAUCUACCUCAGGCUGCCUUUGCCGCUGGCGACUCGGCGGACGACAACUCGAAGACGAUGCUCGAGUUUGUGAAGGAGCUCGACGAGCUGCUGGCGCUCAGGGAGGAGUUUACCUUCAUCCUCGACGACCCCCUUGGUAAUGUAUACAUCCAGAACCCUUGCUCACACCUGCCUCCGCCAGACGACAUGGACCCGAAGCUGGAGAGAGAGGAGUACACCCGUACGGAGGAGCAGGACGAGGAGCUCGGCAUUUGUUCUAUGCGCCACAACGAGGAGCAGGCCAACAGUGAGAAGCCGGAGAAUGAGGCGGACCACGAGACUAAGGAAAAGGACGGAGCCGCAGAUGAGGAGCACGAGACCGAACAGUGA
Molecule: messenger RNA, 1494 nt
Organism: Leishmania mexicana MHOM/GT/2001/U1103
Lineage: Eukaryota; Euglenozoa; Kinetoplastea; Trypanosomatida; Trypanosomatidae
Product: putative zinc-finger protein ZPR1
Exons: 1
Coding region: 1-1494 (497 amino acids)
Cellular component (GO): nucleus; cytoplasm
Molecular function (GO): zinc ion binding
Source: RefSeq, a predicted model, not a curated record